UGUGGUUGCCUAGUACGUACUGUAGCAUUUUUUAACGAGGGGCUACACUUACACGACACAAGCUAGAAAACGUGGGAAGAGAUCACCAUGGAAGCCACCUCAAAGGAUGAUGUCCUCGGGACAGUCGAAGGAACCGACGGCGAGAGCACGCCGUUGCAAGGCGGCAGCACCACCGGCGACGACUACGACGCUCUCAUGGCCGCCCUGAUGGCAAACAGGGGCUUGCUGGAAGCCAAGGUCGCCACCAACAACGCAAUAACGCUCGCCAAUAAUCAAGCCACCUUCGUCGUCGGCGUGUGCGAGGGCCAGAAGACCGUAGACGGCGAGCAGAUGCCACUGGUCCUGACCCCCGGCGGCACGGGCGGCGGAUCCUCCUACGAGGCGCUGGUGGCCGCUCUGGAGGCCGAGAGGGAGUGGCUGGAGGCCAAGGUGGUUGCCAACAGCGCCGUGCUGCUGCGUGGCUUCGACGUCCGUGACGCCGUGGAGUUCGACGCCGUCGUGGAGGCGCUGGGGUGGGCGGACAUCCGGUACGUCGGCCCCGCGCCGCGCACCCACGUGCACGGCCGCGUCUGGACCGCCAACGAGGGACCCCUCGAGCAGAGCGUCUACUUCCACCACGAGAUGGUGCUGAUCAAGGACUUUCCGGGGAAGGUGAUCCUGUUCUGCGAGGUGCCGCCCCCGGAGGGCGGGGAGACUCCGUUCGUGCCGAGCUUCCGGGUGACGGAGCGGAUCCUGGAGGAGUUUCCGGAGAUGGUGGAGGAGCUGGACGCCAAGGGGCUCCGCUACACGUUUGUGGCACCGAGCAACAACGACACCAAGUCCAUGAGAGGGAGAGGAUGGGAGGACGCGUUCGCCACGUCAGACAAGGCUGAAGCAGAGAAGAGGGCAAAGGCACUAGGAAUGGACGUGGAGUGGCUCCCGGACGGCGGCGCGAAGACGAUCCUGGGUCCCCGCACGCUGACCCGCGUCUUCCCGGGCCGCAAGGGCCGGAGGAUGUGGUUCAACACGUUGGUGGGGAUGCACGGCAAGGAGCUGAGCUCCGCCAUCGUGGCUGACGGGGCCGAGAUCCCGGCGAGCUUCGUGCGGAGGUGCGAGGAGACCAUCGAGGAAGAGAGCAUCCAGUUCCGAUGGCGCAAGGGCGACAUCCUCAUCCUCGACAACCUCGCCACGCUCCAUGGCCGGCGCCCGUCGCUGCCGCCCAGGCGGGUCCUCGUUGCGACCUGCAAGUGAUGGAUGCAUCUAGUGGUUGUUGUUAUACGUUGAUACUACCCGGAACGAGUGCAUUGCCGAUAAAUUUGCUUUAUUUCAGGGUUUUUUCGUUGCUUAUGAGAGAGGUCGUGAGAGUUGUCGGUCGUUGCAGCUAGUGGUAUUUGCAUGGUGGGCCAAUGGGGCAUACUUGUAUGUCGAAAAAAAAUAGAUAUCCCAAAUCGAUCUUUGUUGGGGACAGACUAAUAACCCAUGCGA
Messenger RNA from Brachypodium distachyon (stiff brome), 1464 nucleotides. RefSeq names its product clavaminate synthase-like protein At3g21360. The coding region runs from base 88 to 1230 and encodes 380 amino acids. The record is from RefSeq and is a predicted model, not a curated record. Gene Ontology annotation, molecular function: oxidoreductase activity. The transcript is spliced from 3 exons. Lineage: Eukaryota; Viridiplantae; Streptophyta; Magnoliopsida; Poales; Poaceae.